AUGGGCAGCGUUUGGUCCCAUCUAUGGGAGCCCCAGUGUGGUCAAGGUCACUCUCUGCUCGGUGGAGAUGACGAGUCUUCCCUGAAUGCCAGGUAUGACAUGGACCUCUUUCCUCAGAAAAUCGGCGAGGGGCAGUUUUCGAAGGCGUACGUCUGCUGGAGUAAGGAGGACUCUUCUCAGCGCUACGCCUUGAAGGUCUUCACGCCGGAUGAGGGCGCCGAGCAUGCCACAAAUGAGAUCCGAGUGCUCCUGUUGCUGGGCCAGCACCCUCGAAUCAUUCGCCUCGUUGACCUCCACAACGAGGAAUCUCGAAACAUGCGCCUGGUGCUGGAGCUCUGCGCAGGCGGCCAGCUCUUCGAUCGCUUGGUGUCUCGUGGUCGAUACAAGGCGGCGAAGGCUGCUUGCGUCGUGCAGGAGAUUUUGGAGGCCCUUGCGUACAUGCACGGCAAGGGUGUGAUGCAUCGAGAUCUGAAGCCAGAGAACAUCCUCCUCGUAUCUCCCGUAAGUGACAUUGACAUCAAGGUCUGCGACUUCGGGAUUGCGAAGAUGGCGGAGCGCUCUGACGGCAGUGUUGUCCGAUCCGCGCGGGUGAUCCAAAGUCGACCCUGGCCGCAAUCCUGGCCGCGCUCCACCUCCUUCAAAGGGUCAGAUUUCUAUCUUGCGCCUGAAAUGCUGCGACAAGAAGAGUACGGUCCGGAAAUCGACCUUUGGUCCCUGGGCGUCACGACCUUCUCGCUGAUCAGCGGCUCUUUGCCCUUCGUCGGCGAAGGAGGCGCGGAGGACUUACGAGGAACCUACAGUAAAAUCGUCCAUCGAGACAUCAAGUUCGACGGGCAGGCUUGGGAAGAGGCGCCACCCACAGCAGCGGACUUCAUCCUCCAGCUGCUCAGCUUGGAUCCCGCCCAGCGCCCCAGCGCUGCGCAGGCCUGCCAUGGGCCGGCAAGGCUCUUCGAAAAGGGCUGGAAGGAAGGCGCUAGGCCCCUGGCUCGCAGGCAGAAAAGGAUAGGACGUGAGCGCCAGGCGCUGUCCCACGGCUUUGUGAAGUCGGCGCUGGAGUCCUUCGUCGACAGUGACCUGGACGACGAGGAGAACUCGGAGGAAGAGGAAGACGAGUCGGAUCUCCAGCUGGACGAAUUAGAGUCAGAAGGGGGAUUGCAACCUGGCUGCCUGCCAGCGAUGAAACAUGGGUACUCCGUCACUGAAUCUCAGACCCGCCCUCCGCUCGGCAAUCCGCUCUUCAACGAUGGCCUUGCAGCGAUGUCGCAGCGACGCGCCGUCUACGCUGCCAAAUUUCUCAGGCCGCCGAGCUGGACGAAGCGGCUGCUGCUCCGAGAAAAGCCCCGGGUGCUGACAGGGCCGUUCGAAAAUCCCGUGCGCCGCUGGGUCCGGCUGCGGGAGAAGGCACGGCAGUUUGCGGAGCUCCCGCCGCCACGGCGAAUCCCCGUGCCAAAGCCUGCACGGCCGAAGCUGCUCCAGGCUGUGGAAGGAGUGCCGCGGGUGAACCCAGAGGCGCUCCAACGUCGCCUGGAUUUCCUCCUCUCUGAUGCUGCAGUGAAGCAGCAGCUGGCCGCACCCCUUCGGCCUGGUUUGAGUCCAUACUUCGUGGAGUUCCAGUGCUGGAGCAGGCAGCUGCGGGAGAUUCGGCGCGUCUACCGCGCACAGUAUCUCCAGAAGCUGGCCGAGGUCACGGAAGUGGAGAGGGCCCGGGAGGCGGAGCUGUACCAGAAAGAGCGGAAGCAGCGACAAGAGAGAAAGGAGGCGAACAUGCAGCGCAUCGGCGAGGAUAUGAAGCGCCGGGCAAUCCUCCGAGACCGGAAACGCAUCGAGUCCAAGGUCAACGAGGUGGAUUCCAGUCAGACGCUACACUUUUCCAUCUUCUACACGCCCGAGGGGAACAAUACCUACAAGAAGACCCGGCAGCAGACGAUCAUGCGACGAAUCUUGGAGGAGCACCUUUUUCAGACUCAUUCCGGUGACCAGCACACGGUGGUCAAGUCCAAGGUCUCCUCGCUGGACGAUGCGGACUGGCUCUUCCGCUUCUCCUCCGACGCGAAGCCCGCGGCUUACAAGGCACAAGCCGGCUUCGACUACACCGAGGGCAUCCUGCGGCUGCAGGCCUCAAGCCUCUUCGAGUACCCAAAGCUGGUGGUCUGGAAACACGUGGACAAGGUGGUUUACACCCUGAUCUGCGAGCCCUUGGAUAAUCCAUUGCUGGCAUCCAGCUUCCUGACGCUCUUCGUGCACGAGUUGAGCGACCACUUCCGCAAGGCUGGGAGCCUGGUGGACGAAGUCUCUGCUCGUCCCGACGAGGUCUUGGCCAUCUUGAACUUCAUGCUUCCUGGCGGCCAACUGCUCUUCGUCAACUCCAACCUCCAUCGCUUCAACAAGUCGCAGAUCUCGCAGGUGCUGAGCCAAAAGGCCAUCGAGAUGGCCCGCCGCUCCAAGCUGAAGCGCCAGCGUCUCUUCUGGUUUCGCCGGAUGGAGACCUUGUCGAGGCUGGUGGUGUCCUCGGAGAACUUGGAAGAGGCUUUCGCGGCUUUCCCAGACUCACAGGCUUCCUCGGGCACCACCACGAGCAGCCCCUCGGGCGUGCUCCUGAGUCGGAACGUCUCCAUUCCCUACUUGCUGCGCCAGUUCGGGGGCUCCAAGGCCGACCCGCAGCAGAAGAACCGACGAAUUCCGGGCAUCGACAACGUGAAGCGCGAGAUCCUGCAGAUGUCCUAUGACAUCCUCGGCGAGGACGAGGAGCGCUACGAGGCCGAGGUCCCAGAAGAGGCCGACUGGAGGAGCCGUGCCCAGCAGCUCUACGGCGAUGGCAUCUUCAAUCAUGAGCAGAAGAUGGCUCUUCUGGACCAGAAGAUUGCCAUGCUGAAGGGGGCGCAGAUCUUCGAGCAGCAGAAGGGUCGAGCGGACCUGAUUACCACGAAGCUCAUUGACGAGCUGGAAGCGGUGAGGCAAGCGGAGCUCGAAAAAUCACAGCAGGAAGAACUGAAGGCAAAGCAAAAAAGCCAGCGCGGAGAAGAUCCGCAGGGAAUGCCAAGCUACAAUCCCGCCGGCGGUCGCAUCACUUGA
Messenger RNA from Symbiodinium sp. CCMP2592, 3072 nucleotides. NCBI's taxonomy places the organism in Eukaryota, Dinophyceae, Suessiales, Symbiodiniaceae. The record is from the annotation of a GenBank genome assembly.